Molecule: messenger RNA, 1296 nt
Organism: Coturnix japonica (Japanese quail)
Lineage: Eukaryota; Metazoa; Chordata; Aves; Galliformes; Phasianidae
Gene: DEFB1
Product: defensin beta 1
Biological process (GO): defense response to Gram-negative bacterium; innate immune response in mucosa; defense response to Gram-positive bacterium
Cellular component (GO): extracellular region
Molecular function (GO): CCR6 chemokine receptor binding
Source: RefSeq, a predicted model, not a curated record
CAUCCCAUCCCAUCCCAUCCCAUCCCAUAUGAGCACGUUUGGGGUCUUUAACUCAUUUUUCUGCUGUUUUUUUUUUAAAAGCUUUAGCAAGUUUCUUGGCAACCCUUGGAACUAACCCUGGACUCUGCUGGUUUAAGCAGCAGUCUGUCAUCCAACUCAGUCUCCAGAGAUCUCUAUAGAUGCCCAGUAUGUGAUGCCUGUCUCUCCCUGCCCUAUGCUUCCCUCUUGAUACUUGCAUAUGAACAGUGACCCAAACCUGUGUGCUCAGGGAUAUGCUGCUGGCUGGGGAGCUGAGCUACUCUCUCUGAUUUUAGGAGUGCAACCAGGAUCUCUGUUUUCAGUGCUGAUUAUUUACCAACCAUGGAAGAACUUUGCAUCCUCCAGGGCUUGCAUUUAAGCAACCACCGAAUGAAACAUGUGGUGCAUGGCCUACAGCCUAUUUUUCCUCUUGCUAUGCUAAAAAGCCACUCACAUCUCCAAGGAGGCUAAAUACAGACAGUGGUGAAAUCACCUCUGCACAUGGCAUGGCAUGGCAUGGUAUGGAAUGAGAUGGAAUGGCAUGGGAUGCCUGCCCUAUUUUUGCAGGCUUAUUGGGGUGGGGAAUCUUGUGCUAUGCAUCCACACAGGAAUUGUAAUUAGAGGUUACAACACACAUCAUCUUUCCAACCUGUUAUUUAUAAGAUUGCUAAAUCCCUGGUGAUCACAUUGAACAAAGCUUUAUAAAGUGAGGUUCGUUCCUUCCUCUUGGCCUCGGCAGCUUCAGGGCAACAUGACAAUGUCAGCUAAAGCCACAGGUAUAUUCCUCCUGCUUCUUGUUCUCCUGGCAGUACCGCAGGCUGCUCCAGAGUCAGACACUGUCACGUGUCGGAAGAUGAAGGGCGAGUGUUCAUUCUUGCUGUGUCCUCUCUUCAAGAGAUCCAGAGGUACCUGCUACAAUGGACUGGCAAAGUGCUGCAGACCCUUUUGGAUCCAUGGUCGGCAUUGAGCUGGUAGCCUUGGUAGUAUCAUUAGCAGCGACAGCAGUACUGUAGCAUCAUCUUUCCCUACGUUGCCAUUCUGUUGUUUGGGGUGCUGCUGGACGCUGAAAUCUUCUGUUCUCUUGCAGGCUCUGAACAAUUGCUCAGCCCUACAAAGCAGAAGUGAUUUGUGCUCUUUUUUCUCUUCUGUAACAUGUAUUCAAAGAGCCAACUCUGCAAAUUCUUUGAUUGGUGUCAAUAUCUAAUAAAGCACGGGUAAUAACACAAGACUUUUUAAACCAUUAAUCAGCGAGGUGCGUUUUGAUCCCUCUGGUUUCUG